AGUUUCCAUGUGAAGGAAAAAAGGAAUUGGAGAGCAAAGAUUGAGAGAAGAAAAAAAGCAGAUAAAAAUGGUGCAGGAUAUUGAAAUGAUCAAAAAGGGUCCAUGGAGUGAACAUGAAGAUGUUCAACUUGUUUUGUACGUGAAUUUAUUUGGAGAUCGCAGAUGGGAUUGCAUAGCAAAAGUUUCAGGUUUGGAGGUGGCGGGAGACAAAUAUUAAUAGGAUUGAAAAGAACAGGAAAGAGUUGCAGGCUGCGUUGGGUUAACUAUCUGCACCCUGGUCUCAAAAGAGGCAAGAUCACACCCCAUGAAGAGCAACUCAUCCUUGAACUUCAUGCCAAAUGGGGAAAUAGAUGGUCAAGAAUUGCUCGCAGACUACCUGGACGCACUGAUAAUGAGAUAAAGAAUUACUGCAGAACCCACAUGAGGAAGAAGGCUCAGGAGAUGAGAAAGCUUGCUAUGUCAACAUCAUCCACGUCGCUUUCUAAUUGUUCUUCCUCUCCACCAAACAAUUCUCCAGUCGAUUCUAUGCCGAUCAUGGAGAUGGAAGAACUCAGCUUUUAUGAUACAGGAGGUCUAGACAAAAUAGCUUCUAGGGGAAAGAAGAGUAAUCAAGAAUUGGAAGAGAUCGAAAAGGGGUAUUCCAUGGAUGAAAUAUGGAAAAAUAUUGCUUUGCCCGAAUACGAUUAUAAAAAUAUUAUAAAAGCUAGUCCAGUGCAUGAGACUUUGGCUAAUGAUGUGUAUAGUGAAGAAGGAUUUAACCUCUCUUGUGAAGCAAUGGGUUCUCCAAUAUGGGACUAUUGUCCAGACUUGCUAUGGAUGGAGGGAUGUUGAAGAUGAGAAUGAGAUGUCCCCAUAAGCCAUCAAUUUCAUUCCUUGUAUGGACAAGAGAGCAUGUUGUGAACUGUCUAAUUAUGGGUUUUUGUCUUCUUCUUUUUUCAUGGAUGUUUGUUCAUGUGUGAAAUAUUGUCUUAAUUAGGAAGUUCUAACUUGUAUAGCAUGGAAUUGCAUGUCUAUAUAUCCAAUUUCUAAAUCAGUACUUUAUUAUCUAUUGUAUUAUACAUGUCUAAGUUUUGUAUUGAA
Cornus florida is the source of this 1080-nucleotide messenger RNA. Its product is annotated as transcription factor MYB48. Gene Ontology annotation, molecular function: DNA-binding transcription factor activity; sequence-specific DNA binding. NCBI's taxonomy places the organism in Eukaryota, Viridiplantae, Streptophyta, Magnoliopsida, Cornales, Cornaceae. Gene Ontology annotation, biological process: regulation of DNA-templated transcription. Gene Ontology annotation, cellular component: nucleus. The transcript is spliced from 3 exons. Bases 163 to 831 code for a protein of 222 amino acids. The record is from RefSeq and is a predicted model, not a curated record.